UAUAAAACCUCAGAAGCUCCAGUGCUCCUCACACAGCCAGCAUCUCCUCUCCUCACUCAUCCUUCCUGGUGCUUUGGGGUUCUGUUCCUCCUUAGACAAGAUGUCUCACCAGAAAAAGCAGCCCACCCCUCAGCCCCCAGUGGGCUGUGGGAAAACCUCUGGCGGCGGCGGCGGCGUCUUCUAUAGCGGCGGCGGCGGUGGCUCUGGUAGCUGCGGCGGUUCCGGGGGUGGUGGCGGCGGCGGCUGCUCAGGUGAAAGUAUCAAGUAUUCCGGGGGCGGCGGCAGCUCUGGCUGCGAAGGCUACUCCUCCGGCGGCGGCUCCUCCGGUACCAUCUGCUACUCCAGCGGCAGUGGCUCCUCCGGUACCGUCUGCCAGUCCAGCGGCGGCGGCGGUUCCGGGGGCAGCUGCUACUCCAGCGGCGGCGGCUCCUCCGGUACCGUCUGCUACCCCAGUGGCGGCGGCUCUUCCGGUACCGUCUGCCAGUCCGGCGGCGGCGGCGGUUCCGGGGGCGGCUGCUACUCCAGCGGCGGCGGCUCCUCCGGCCAGCAGGUCCAGUGCCAGAGCUACGGAGGCGUCUCUAGUGGGGGCGGCUCUGCCUGCGGCGUCAUCUCCUCCGGGGGCGGCUCCAGCUGCGGCGUCAUCUCCUCCGGGGGCGGCUCCGGCUGCGGCGGCAUCUCCUCCGGGGGUGGCUCUGGAUACUUCUCGUCCUCCCAGACCUCCCAGACCCCGUGCUUGCCCCAGCAGAGCUACGGAGAAGGCUCAUCCGGCGCCGGCUGCGGCGGCGGUUCCUCCGGGGGCAGCGGCUGCUUUUCCAGCGGUGGGGGCGGCAGUGGAUCCGUCUGCCUGGGAGGCUCCUCCGGGGGUGACGGCGGCUGCAUCUCUAGCGGUGGGGGCGGCAGCGGUUCCGGCUGCGGCGGCGGCUCCUCCGGGGGUGGUUCCGGGGGCGGCAAGGGCGUCCCAGUCUGCCAUCAGACCCAGCAGAAGCAGGCGCCUACCUGGCCUGGCAAGUAAGGCCCCCCCGAGCUCCACGGAGACGAAGAGGCUGGAGGUGUUCUCCGUGGGCGUCGAUGGGCUUACCGCUCUCAUGAUAUUGCCCUGAGGUUUCUCAGCCCUUCUAUCUGAAUCCACCAUAAGAAGCCACUGAGCUCUGGAGCUGCGUCUUGUUCUGCAGUUUUCCCUCCCUGGUUUCUAUACAACUACCUCCUAAUUCCAGUACCUUCUCAGUCAAUAAAUUUGCAAUUCAUGAGAA
This is a messenger RNA of Bubalus bubalis (water buffalo), 1250 nucleotides long. RefSeq names its product loricrin cornified envelope precursor protein (gene LORICRIN). Bases 101 to 1012 code for a protein of 303 amino acids. Lineage: Eukaryota; Metazoa; Chordata; Mammalia; Artiodactyla; Bovidae. The transcript is spliced from 2 exons. Gene Ontology annotation, molecular function: structural constituent of skin epidermis. The record is from RefSeq and is a predicted model, not a curated record. Gene Ontology annotation, cellular component: cytoplasm; cornified envelope.